This is a messenger RNA of Pongo pygmaeus (Bornean orangutan), 3357 nucleotides long. RefSeq names its product cyclin-Q-like. The coding region runs from base 1608 to 2354 and encodes 248 amino acids. Gene Ontology annotation, molecular function: cyclin-dependent protein serine/threonine kinase regulator activity. The record is from RefSeq and is a predicted model, not a curated record. Gene Ontology annotation, biological process: regulation of transcription by RNA polymerase II. NCBI's taxonomy places the organism in Eukaryota, Metazoa, Chordata, Mammalia, Primates, Hominidae. The transcript is spliced from 2 exons.
ACAGAGGCAAACAAUGCCGCUGCGGCCCCGCCCCGCGCCCCCCGGGUGGAUCCAGGUCAUCUCGGGCUGUUUUUCUCUGCAGGUUGCUUUCUGGAGAGCAGGUGGGAGGGCUGCUCACCUCUUUUCCAGAGCUCUGCGGGGUGAGCCUGUUUGAGAACAGCCUGUAGGUGCAGACCAGCAGCCCUGCUCCCCUCUGCCCGCCGAGGAGGUGUCUUCCACCCUGUGGAGAACAAAGGGUGUGCUCUCUGCUAGCGCCACAGUGGACAAAACUGUGCUCUGCCGAGGAAGAUAAGCUCAUAGCCACCUUUUCCUUGACUGUAGCUUUUAAAGCUAGGCAGAAGGCCCACACAUUCAUUCACUCAUUCAUUCAUUCAUUCAUUCACUCAUUCAUUCAUUCACUCAUUCAUGUGUUCAACAAAUAUUGAUAAGUAUAGUCUCAGGGGAUACUUAGGUGCAAGACAAAAUUCCUACUUAUAAGUAGCUAAAAUUACUUUUGCUAUUUUCGCUAAACAGCAAAAGUAAUUUUACUUUGUCACUUGCCAUCUCAUGGCAGUAUAUAUGGGGGGGGUUAUAGAAAUAAGAUAAUCACAAAAUAAGAUAAGGAUGAAGGCUAUGAAGGCAGGAUAAACUAAGACCUGAAUGAUAUAACCCAGUGGCCCAUUUGAGAGGUGAACUGGAAAGAGGGCUCCAAGGCCAGGAGAGCAGCAAAGACCUGAGGUUUGAGAGGAGCGCCCCUCCUGAGUGUCGCAAACGAAAACAAAAGUGGGCUGCCUCGCCAAAGUGACAUCCUGGGCCUGCAUCAGACAAUGCUUUUCUCUGGGCCAUCAGAGCUUUGGAGAAGUGGCCUCUGUUCUGAGCCCAUCUAGCCCUGCUCCACUAACCUGGGGCAAGCUGCUUCCCCUUUCGGGGCCUCAGUUCCCUCAUGUGUAAGAAGAACCUGCAGUGAACCUCAUCUAUUCUCCUCUCCCACCCAUCUGCCAGUGCUAAGUCCCUUCCAUACCCAAACUUGGGAGGGUCCUGGAAUCCCCAGGGUUCCUGAAGGCUGGUUCAGGGAGACAAAGUGGGGAGGAAAUAGACACUUUCUGAGAAGAGGCAGUGAGGGAUCCUGGACCUUCAGAAGGUCGGUUGGUGUUAUGGAGAUGUGACUGGUUCUUGCAGGGAUGGGUUCCCCUACAAGGGCCUGUGGGGGCACUGCAUACCUCUGACCCCUGGGCCCUCCUUCCCUGCCAGCCUGCACAGUCCUCUGCAGUGGAGCACACUGCAAAGAUGGGAUUUAAAAGUUUCACCAAGAUCGACACCAAUCAUUCACUCAUUCAAUAAACAUAUUUUAAGUACCCAUGGUUUGUAAAACACUCAGUAGAUGUGAAAAUCAUACCACCAAAGGAAAUUUUGAGAUUCUGUUCCAAAUACCUGGUCCAACUAGUGUCUGUAUGACUUUGAGUGGAUUAUUUCUCCUCUCAAACCCUCAGUUUUGACAUCUCUAAAAAGGGAGUUAGACCCUCGGAUGCGGGCCCUGCGGGGCGGGGCGGAGGAGCGGCGAGCACCCUCCUCUCUGCCGGCCUCUGCGCGCCGGGCCGCCUCUCCUUCCGCCGGGGCCGCGGGGCCUCAUGGAAGCCCCGGAGGGCGGUGGAGGGGGUCCUGCAGCGCGGGGCCCCGAGAGGCAGCCGGCGCCCGAAGCCAGGGUGCACUUCCGAGUGGUGAGUUUCAUCAUGGAGGCAGGUGUCAAGCUAGGGAUGAGGUCCAUUCCCAUUGCCACUGCUUGCACCAUUUACCAUAAGUUCUUUUGCGAUACCAACCUGGACGCCUAUGAUCCUUACCUGAUUGCUGUGUCUUCCAUUUACUUGGCCGGCAAAGUGGAAGAGCAGCACCUGCGGACUCGUGACAUCAUCAGUGUGUCCAACAGGUACUUUAACCCAAGCGGUGAGCCCCUGGAAUUGGACUCCCGCUUCUGGAAGCUCCGGGACAGCAUUGUGCAGUGUGAGCUUCUCAUGCUGAGAGCUCUGCGCUUCCAGGUCUCCUUCCAGCAUCCACACAAGCACCUGCUCCACUACCUGGUUUCCCUCAAGAACUGGCUGAACCGCCACAGCUGGCAGCGGACCCCGGUUGCCGUCACUGCCUGGGCCCUGCUGCGGGACAGCUACCACGGGGGUCUGUGCCUCCGCUUCCAGGCCCAGCACAUCGCGGUGGCGGUGCUCUACCUGGCCCUGCAGGUCUACGGAGUUGAGGUGCCCGCCGAGGUUGAGGCUGAGAAGCCGUGGGGGCAGGUGUUUGGUGACGACCUUACCAAGCCGAUCAUUGAUAAUAUUGUGUCUGAUCUCAUUCAGAUUUACACCAUGGACACAGAGAUCCCCUAAGGUCCUGGCCCAGGCCUGCCCAAAGAGAAGCCCAGGAUGGUCGGCUGCCUGGGGACAUUGCCACCACGUCGCCAUGACGGCUGGUCCCCAAAGGACCAGCUGGGAGGACUGGUUGUGCUGCUGGAGAAGGGCUGGAGAAGGCGAUGGCAUGUUGCCGCUUUGACAGUCCCUAGCAGUCGCGGUCCAGGUGGAUGGGAGCCGCGCCUCCAGCCGGCAGGCCGGGAGUGCACUGUGCGCAGCUGACCCAAGGCAGCCACAUCUGCUUUUGUCCUUUGAGAGGGCUCUGACUACAAUAGAGGCAUGACAUCAAUGAAAGGAAAAUCAUGAAAUCGAUGAGACUGAAUCCCUAGGGAUUUUUUAAAAGCCAGAUCUAUAGCGAGAAUGAAUGUGCAACACGGCUGAAAUCUAUUUUGUGUAAUAAAAAGUGAUGCAAGUCAAAAAAAAUAAAAUAAAAAGGGAGUUAAAGUAUUUGCUUCAUGGCCAGGUGCGGUGGCUCACACCUGUUAAUCUCAGCACUUCUGGAGGCUGAGGCAGGCGGAUCACUUGAGGUCAGGAGUUCGAGACCAGCCCGACCAACAUGGUGAAACCCUGUCUCUACCAAAAAUACAAAAUUAGCCAGGCAUGGUGGCUCAUGCCUGUAAUCCCAGCUACUUGGGAGGCUGAGGCAGGAGAAACGCCUAAACCUGGGAGGCGGAGGUUGCAGUGAGCCGAGAUUGCGCCAUUACACUCCAGCCUGGGCAACAAGAGUGAAACUCCAUCUCAAAAAAAAAAAAGUAUUUGCUUCACAUGGUAGCUGUCAAGAUGAAAUGAAAUAGUAUAUAUAAAAUGUUUUGCACAGUACCUGACACAUAGUAAACAAUAAAUGUUAGCUAUUUUAACCAUCAUUGUCAUUAUCUUCAUCAUUAUAAGGGAAAUUUAAAAAAAGGAAACAAACUCAUAUCUUUAGCCUAGACCUGUCCCCUAACUGCAGACUUGAAUAACCAUUAGCUUCCUUGACAUUUCC